AUGAAAGAGAGAAUAAGAUUUCUACAAGUUUUAUGGAUUUUGUGGAUAGAGUAUUGGCAUUGCAAGGCAAUUCUCCUGAGUAAACAUAGAAGGCGAUGGAUACAUAAAAGUUUCAAGCUUUUUGUGAAUAGAUUAAUGGCUUUGCAAGGAAAUGCUCCGUUAAACAGAUUCUCUCUCAAGUGUAAAGUUCGCUGUGAUUCAGCUUGCGUUGAUGGUUGGAUUAUCAAUGUAUUGGAUCGUGGUGUUUUAGAUCUUGAUCUAAACAUCUCUUCGGAAAGUGAUUAUAAGCUGCCUUCAGAGGUCUUCUUGAACAAGACAUUGGUUAGGCUGAAACUAGGAGGUAAAGAUGAGUUCAUCAUUGAUGUGGAAGAAGUUUUUCUUCCGAAGCUUAAGACUUUGUAUCUUCAUGGUUUCGUUUGUUUCGAAGAUAGUGGUGUUGCGUGUGCCAAGCUAAUUUCUGGUUGUCCUGUGCUUGAGGAGUUAGUUAUGAUUAAUUUGAUGUGGGGACUUAUGGACGUUUGCUCUGUGUCUAACCCGACUCUCAAGAGAGUAACAAUCUGUUCUGAGAUUAUUGAUUAUAAUCCUCAGAGUGUAUCAUUUGAUACUCCAAAUCUUGUUUACUUAGAAUUUACUGAUGUUGUUGCAAUCAAGUAUCCAAAAGUGAAUUUGGAUUCGCUUGUUGACGCCAGGCUCGGUCUUCGACUGACACCUUGUCAGACCACGAAGGCAAGAAGAUCAGUAAAAAGUGUGGGACAAGGAAUGAUGGGAAAUGCAGCAGAUUUUCUUAUGGGAAUUAGCAAUGUUAAGAUCCUUUACUUAUCAUUCGACACACUUGAGGUACUUAAUUUCUGCUGCAAAACAAUACCGCUUUUCAACAACCUGACUUACUUAACUAUCGAGACUAACGAGGAUGUAGGAUGGGAAUCAUUGUCGAAUAUACUCGAGAAUUGUCCAAAUCUAGAAACUAUCAUUUUCAAAGGACUUCAUUACAGAGAUACAAAUCAAUGUUGGGACGAGAGAUACCGCUUCAAAGACACAAACAAAUGUUUUGAAGAGGAUGCAGACAUGUGUAUGUGCAAGCCUUGGGAAGCGACUCCUAUCUGUCUAUCAUCAAGUUCGGUGAAGAUUCUAGAGGUAUUGAAGUUUGGAGAAGUCACUAGUUACAAAGAUGACAUGGAUAGGCAGACGGAGGUGAUUAAAUUCUUCUUGGAGACAAUGCCGAAUCUCGAACAAGUGAUAUUAUACUACGAUACUCCAUUUGAUGAUGAUCUGAGUAUAUUAUCAACUGAACUUCAGAUGCUUGAAAAAGUAGCCUCACCUAAAUGCAAGAUUCAAGUUAUCUCUGAUAACAUCAGCUACUCAUCUACUGUGCACUCUUCCUCAUCAACAAGUGGACUCGUCUUCCUCAACAACACCUUUCCGGUUUAA
Messenger RNA from Arabidopsis thaliana (thale cress), 1428 nucleotides. RefSeq names its product Protein with RNI-like/FBD-like domain. Lineage: Eukaryota; Viridiplantae; Streptophyta; Magnoliopsida; Brassicales; Brassicaceae. Bases 1 to 1428 code for a protein of 475 amino acids. The record is from RefSeq and is marked reviewed. The transcript has 3 exons.